GCAAAGCGAACAAAGCUUUGGCUACGAGAUUGUGUGCCUUUCAAAAAGAGAUUUAACAAGAUUGCAAAGGAAAAAUAACUAAUAAAUCAAAGUGCCAGAAAGUUAAAAAAGCUUCUCAUAAAAAUCCAUUGCCUGCUCGGAGACAACUUAAGUAUAUUAAACGUUGGAAAAACAUCGAAACGCACACCGAAAAUCUCUUAAGCCGUUAUAGAGCGCCAAUCAAAACUGAAAUUGAAAAUAAAAAGUUAAUUGGGAAAGUUGUCGAAUAAAAAUCUGUGAGAGGUAAGGAGCCGGCAAAACAACAGGACCCUGGGGUCAUAAGUGUGCGCCGUAGAAAGUAGCGAUGGUCGUAUACCGAGUGGUUAAAAGCUAAAAGCUUCAUACCAUUACAGAAAAGCUUAUUCUACCGGCUGUUCUUAAAAUGGUGAAUAUAACGUAGGAAAAUCAUGCUGGAAAAUUAAUUUCCAGGUAACCUUAACUAACAAUACUUUAGUAACGUUUUCAAACAUUCCUCAAUAGAUAGGCUAGAAUCAACAGGUGUUACCCUAUUCUCAGGGACUCGAUACUAUAAGUUGCAAGAAGAUCCAAGCACGAUAGGGACUAGAUGUGAUAACGCGGAAUGUGCACAGAAGAAUACCACAAGGUGGAGCGUUUUUAGCUCUGCUUUGGGCUCUUGCGGUCAAUAAAUUGCUGUUCAAGACAGGAGAUUAAGUUGCUAUGAUUACAGUCUAUGCUGACGACGGAUGGUGUUUGAGACCAUUAGCGGCAAGUGUCUAACAACUCAUAUCUCUGGCGAAUCAGGCACCUGGAAGCAUCAAUAGCUGGUCUUAGGACAGCAGGACUUUAAGUUAACACUGACAAAAAGGUUUAGGUUCUAUUCACAAGGAAGUACAACUCUGCUACGCUGAAACUUAGCUCUCAGUACUUGUCAAUCGUUUGUUUCAUAAAAAUUCCACUGCUGUUUGGAGCAAACUAUUUCGUUACUCAAAGUUCUUAAAAAAUUUUUUUUGUUCCCUUUUUUAAAAAAAAAAAAAAUAACUGGCAGCACUGUUUUGUCAAACUUUAAGAGCAAACUAUGCUUUGUGGUCGUGUUUAUGAAAGUUUUCUAGUUGUUCUCUCUUUCAGUGGCGUGUUAGCUAGCAACAAGUGUAUUUAAUUAAAAACUAAUUGUUUGCUAUUUUUAAGAAAAUAUUUCUAUAGAAUAUGACUUUUGCCGGCAAAGUAGUUAUUGUAACUGGCGCUAGUUCAGGCAUUGGAGCCGCCACGGCAGAGUAUUUUGCCAAAUUAGACGCUAAAGUGGUGCUCGUCGGGCGCAAUGAGGAGAAUCUUAAAGCAACCGAGACAGCUUGCCGGACAGCAAAUGAUAAAGCGGAGUUGUUAGUGGUCAAAGCUGAUAUAACUGUAGAUGCUGAGCGCAUUAUCAAUAAAACAAUUGAAAAAUUUGGCCAGCUGGAUGUUUUAGUUAACAAUGCAGGUAUUUUGGCUGGUGGAAAUAUAUUGGAUAUUGACGUGGAGCAAUUCGAUCGUAUAAUGAAUACUAAUUUACGUGCUGUAUUCAUAUUAACCAAACUGGCCGCACCACAUUUGAUACGUACGCAAGGGAAUAUCGUGAAUGUGUCUAGCUUAGCCGGCACACGCUGCUUUCCAAACAGUUCAAGCUAUUGUGUCUCCAAGGCGGGUUUAGAUCAGUUCACCAAAUGCAUGGCAUUGGAUUUGGCGUCGAAAAAAGUACGCGUGAACUCUGUAAACCCUGGUUUGAUAAUAACAGACAUACAUCGGCGCGGUGGCAUGUCUGAGGAGCAGUAUGCCACACAUUUGGAACAUGCCAAAGAGACGCAUGCUUUGGGGCGUGUGGGCAAACCAAACGAGGUGGCGGAAUCUAUUGCUUUUUUGGCUAGUGAAGCUGCCAGUUUUAUUACAGGCGCAAUAUUACCCAUUGACGGUGGACGGCAUGUUAUGUGUCCGCGUUAGUUGCGCUUGGUUAAGUGAAAGAUUACUACAAAAACAAAACUCGUCUCUUUAAAGAGCAUGCAUUGCUCUUUACUUGACUGUUAAGGCAUUAAAAAAAUACAUGAAUAAAUUAGAAAUUUGUUUCUUAUCAAAUACUCAUAAAA
This is a messenger RNA of Ceratitis capitata (Mediterranean fruit fly), 2114 nucleotides long. RefSeq names its product 3-oxoacyl-[acyl-carrier-protein] reductase FabG. The transcript has 2 exons. NCBI's taxonomy places the organism in Eukaryota, Metazoa, Arthropoda, Insecta, Diptera, Tephritidae. Gene Ontology annotation, molecular function: oxidoreductase activity. The record is from RefSeq and is a predicted model, not a curated record. The coding region runs from base 1204 to 1971 and encodes 255 amino acids.